Molecule: messenger RNA, 3864 nt
Organism: Triticum urartu
Lineage: Eukaryota; Viridiplantae; Streptophyta; Magnoliopsida; Poales; Poaceae
Source: RefSeq, a predicted model, not a curated record
GAGACAUGCUAGCCACUCGUAUUAUCUAGUCGUUAUUGGAUGAGUCGUCGAAGAAAGCUUGCGAGUGGUACGCACCCAGGCUCCCCAAUCACGCGCUUGUGUACGUUCUAUCCUAUCCAUUCCAAGCGCCCGCCACACAAGCAGAAACACAGGCGGGAGAUGGGGUGCUGAGAGGAGAGCUCCAGGAUCCAUGGCGCCUGUGGUGACCGCUGCGCUGGGCGCGUUGGCCCUCUGCUGGGGAAGCUCGCUGAUUUGCUCGCCGGCGAGUGCAGCCGCCUGAAAGGGGUCCGCCGAGAGAUCCGCUCCCUCCAGUCUGAGUUUAAAGGGUUUGAUUCACCAAAAUUCAGUAUAGAGCUGCAUCAUGGUGGUUUCUUCAUGGGGAAAGGAAAUAACUUGGCAUAUUUGGAUGAGAAAUUAUCAUUGUUUGAUAACCUUGACAGGAACACUUUCUGCAAUGAUAUGAUUGACUAUAUGCUUCAGCAGUUAAACUAUGCACUUGAUCAGCUAGAAAUUGGGUUAUGGUGCCCACCUGGUAAAACAGUAGCUAAUAUGGUCCCAAUUGACUUUGAAUUUGACUGUCUCAAGAUGGCAAGAGCUUCUGUGCAUUCUAAGGAACUUGUUUUAUUUGUGAAUCAUGUGAAAAGAAGUGAGGAAGAUGACAUUGCCUAUAGGGCUGGGCCUGAACUGCCUCGAGUAAUACUUAGCCCUAUAAGCAAAGAUAAAUUGAGGCACAUGAAAUCAGAGAGCACAGAAGGUAUUGUAGAUAAUGCUGAAAAUUCAGGAAAAAUGCUAGAUUCAGGUACUGUAGAGGAUCCUGAAAAUUCAGAAAUUUCAGAUAACUCAGAAGAUUCAGAAGAGGACUGGGAAUGUGAUUCAGGGACUGAUCCUACUUGGUAUGAUAGUGAUUAUGCAAUGGAUGAAGAUGAUGAUUUGUAUGACAAAAAUGUAGAUGAUGCUGUGAAGGAUGCAUUGUUUGAGAAGGGGAAGCAAAUAGGAGCUGAGUACAGACAUGUUCCAGGCACAGAUGAUGUCACUGAAGAUGACUUAAAGCUCCCAGAAGAGGAAGAUUUGGAGAAAAUGCACAAGAGUGACUCUGAUGAUGAGGAGUACAAGAAGAAGAAAAAGAAAGAGAACCCCAUAUACAAGUUCAAAACAUUUAACCCAUUUGUUGACAUUGAAAAUCCUCAAUUCAAACUAGGGAUGGUCUUUGAUUCAGUUGAGCUAGUGAGGAAAGCAGUAGCACAUUAUGCAGUGAAGAAUAGAGUGCAAAUCAAGAAAAAGAGAAACAACAAGCAGAGGUUUGAGGCAAUAUGUUCAGAGGGAUGCCCUUGGAAACAGGUGGCUGUGGCAGAUAAUAGGACACAGUCCUUUCUUGUGAAGACAUUUGUUGGAGAGCACAACUGUGAGAAGGUCUGGGAUGUGAAAGAACUGACAGCCCCCUAUCUGGCAAAGAAUUAUGUAGAGAAGUUCAGAGACAAUGACAAGAUGUCAUUGUCUACAUUUGGAAGGAAAGUGAGGAAGAAAUAUAACAUGGAAGUAAGUAGGCACAAAUUUGGGAGAGCUAGGAAAGCAGCAUUGGAAGUGGUGCAUGGGGAUGAGGUGAAGCAAUAUACACUUCUCUGGAAAUAUGCACAGGAAUUGAGAACUAGCAACCCAGGAUCUUCUUUCUAUCUGAACCUAGAGCAUGGAUUGUUUAGCACAUGUUACUUUAGUCUUGCAGCUUGCAAGAUAGGGUGGCUCAAGGGUUGCAGGCCCAUUAUAUGCCUUGAUGGCACAUUUAUAAAGACAGAAUAUGGUGGUCAGUUGCUAACUGCAGUAGGUAUCGAUGGGAAUGAUUCUAUCUAUCCAAUUGCAAUGGCACUGGUGGAGACAGAGUGCCAUGCAUCAUGGUCUUGGUUCCUAGCUACACUAAAGCAAGAUCUUAAUAUUCUAAACACAAGCAAUUUCAGCAUUAUGAGUGAUAAACAGAAGGGGCUCAUCAAAGCUGUACAGGAGCAUUUCCAUGACUCUGAGCACAGGUUUUGUGUUAGACACCUAUAGAAAAACCUACAUGCAGUACACAAGGGAGAGACUAUCAGACAGCAACUCUGGGCUUGUGCCAAAUCUACCACACCAACUAUUUUUUAGCAGAAUAUGGAGAACCUAAGCCAAGACAAUCCUGAGGCAUAUAAAUGGUUCGAGGAGAAGCCACCAAAUCAAUGGUCAAGGGCAUAUUUUGAUGUAUUUCCAGAAUGUGAUAUUCUUCUUAACAAUACAUGUGAAGUCUUCAACAGGUACAUCUUAGAGGCCAGAGAGCUACCAGUCAUGUCUAUGUUUGAGAGAAUAAAAUCUCAGAUCAUGCAUAGGCACAUGACAAAGAAAAAAGAAGCUCUACAAAAAUGGUCAGGGAAUAUAACUCCCAAAAUUAGAGACAAGCUUAGGAAGAAUGUGGAGUUGUCAGCAAACUGCCACCCAGAAGAAUCAGGCAUGGGUGUCUUUGGAGUUUUGUCAAAUGAGAAAACCUACAUAGUGGAGCUGAACAUGCACACCUGUACUUGCAGAAGAUGGCAGUUGACUGGAAUUCCAUGUAGCCAUGCAUGAGCUUGCUGCAGACACGAAAGAAUAAGGCCUGAGACUAUGGUGUCUUCUUGUUACUCAGUGCAGACAUAUCUAUGUGCUUAUGGAGUCCAGGUGUAUCCAACUAGUGACAAAGAUGAGUGGGCUCCAAUUAAUGAUGUACCUAUAUUGCCACCACAUUACGAGAAAAGAGCUGGGAGGAGGAGGAAGAAUAGAAGGCAACAACCAGAGGAGAGUGAGGAUGGCACUAAACUCAGCAGGCAUGGUGCUAUUAUGCAUUGUGGGUAUUGCAAAGCAGCUGGGCAUAACAGGAGUGGAUGCUCACAACUGAAAGCUGCUGUACUAAGAGAAGUUGUAGAGGACGAGGAGGAACAGGUACAAAAUGAGCAAUCAGCUGUAGAGCAACCUAGUGAGAGGACAGAGCAACCUAAUGAGAGAAGCACAGCUACAGAUCAACCUAGAGCACAUAGUUCCAGGGGUAGGAAGAGAAAGCCAACUGACAAAAUGAGAGAACAGGUAGAAGAAAUGAUGGAAAAGGCAAAAAAGAAGAAGUCCAAAAUGGUUGUUGAUGCCAAUGGAGAUGCUGACUACCCGGUGAUCCUAACUCACAUCCAGCAGAGAUGUCUGAAUCCACAAUUGGACCCAACACAACAAAAAGAUAGCAUGGUGCACAUUCUAUCACAUGAGGGACCUGCAAAAGGAAUUCCUGUUUCUAGGAUGCACCAAAUACCAGAUGAAUCUACCUUUGUAGCACAGCAUAGAGCCAACUUACCUGCUGCCACAUUUGUUGCACAACCAGCACAAGGCCCCCCACAAGGCAGAGGAAGAGGAGCAAGAGGAGCAAGAGGUUCUGGAACAGCAGGCAAAAGUAGGGGUGCUGCACCAGCAGGUAGAAGCAGAGGACAAGAGGUGUUUCACCAGCAGCCAGAGGAGGAAGAAGUGUUGCACCAGCAACCAGAGGAGGAAGAGGUGCAGCAAAGAGAACUUCAACACGAGCAAGGGGUCUGGGAAGAACAAAGAAAACAACUAAAACAAGGGGAAUGGAGUGGCUCCUGUUUGGUGAAGGAUCAAGCAGAAAUGCUCCAGCAGAUGAACAGGAGCAAACAGAAUUCCAAUCUACACAAGGAGCUCUAGCAACUCCUCCAGCAGAUGAAGAGUGAAAUGCUUUUAUUUUUUUAUGUUGUAGAACUAUGGUACUUAAGACUGCAACAUCUUUUGUGAUGGCCUUUUGGUACAAAACUUAAACUUGUUAGCCCUAUGUAAUGGUAUGUUCGUAUGUUGCUACAAAACCGAAACUUCCAGCACUUC